UCCAAUCUACAAAUUCUUCCUGUAUCAGAGCGGCAAGAUGGCAGCUGACACGCAGGUUUCUGACACACUCAAGAAAUUUGCUAUAAAAGUGACAACAGCCAGUGUGAAAGAGCGUAAACAGAUAAUGGGUGACCUGAAGCAGUGUGUAAGAGGCAAACAGUUACCAGAGCCCACCAUCAAAGGACUGUGUAAGCUCAUCUGUCUCACUCCACACAGAUAUCGAGAUGCCGCCUCGCGCAGGGAGCUGCUUUCGGUCAUCGCUGUUCUGGCUGAUAAUCAGCCUGACACUCUGGCGACUUGUCUCCUGCAGGGUCUAAUCAACAGUGGAAUCAUCUGCAAAAGUGGAGAACCCAGUAAGAGCUCAGCCUCUGCUGCCUUCACUGGUUUGUCUUGGACCUGCCUUUUGGUCCGUGUUGUGUUUUCUGCUCCUGAAAAAAGGGCUCGACCUCUCUGGAAGAAAUUGGUGGAGGUGCAGAGCCUUCUUGUGGUUGAGGUUGUGGGUGGAGCCAAAGCCACAGCUCAGACUUCCAGCCUCAAUAAUCUUAGUCGCCUCUGGAAGGAUAACCCCGGACUGGUUGAUGCGUACUUUAGUACUCUGUUAAGUUUGGAGCACAGUCCUACGACUGUGGCUAUGCUGGGGCUGUGUGUGGGAUUCUGCACAACUCAGAAGGACAUGGCUACAAUAGAAAAGCAUAAGGCUGCCAUGUUGGACUUAUAUAUCAAGUCUGUACUUAUGAGCAAGACAAAACCACAGCAGCACAUUUUGGACAAAGCUGGCUCCUUGUUGCGCCACGUUACCCACCCUGAAUUCAAGGAGCUGUUGCUGCCCACACUGCAGAAGACGAUGCUCCGUAGUCCGGAAAACGCUAUACAGACUGUCACCUGUCUGCUGGCUGCAGUGACUCUCGACCUCAGUCAGUAUGCCAUGGAUAUUGCAAAGGCAAUAGCAAAUAUGCUCUCUCCUUCUAGUCCUCGACUGAUGGGAAAACAAGUGCCCUCUUUAUUGAACCUGGCCAGACAGUGCAGUGAUCCCACCGCGGUGCAGGACAUUGUCACACACCUGUUCUAUUUGGUUCUAGGAUCUGAGGGAAAGCUCACUACUGUUGCCCAAAAGAUGAGUGUGUUGUCAGGGAUUGCUGCCUGCAGCCAUCACGUUGUGUCAGGAACAUCCAGCCAAACACUCAACUCGGCAGUCACUGUGAUGUUCAUCCCUUAUUUACAGCAGAAGGUUCACGAGGGAACCUUGGUGCAUGCAGUGUCCAUCCUAUCGCAAUGGACCAGUCGUCUCACCGCUGAAGUUCCUGCUGCCCUGCUGGACUGGUUGAAGAAAGCUUUCACCCUGAAGACCUCCACCUCUCUGGUUCGACACGCCUACCUUCAGGCCAUGCUGGGGGCAUUCAGAGGCGACACUUUGGCUCAAGCUUCAGAUUUCAUAGAUUUGCUUCUCCAGGUGGUGGAGAAGGCUGCCACACAAAACUCCCAGCAUGCUCUUCUUGCAGAAGGUGUGGCUGCUUCUGCUCUUUUGACUCAACUGUCCCUGCUGGACACACAGACGGAAACAAAGUUUGCUGGUUUUUGGAACCUGGUCUUGGAUGAGAAAAAGCCACUUUUCACGACAGAGAAGUUUCUCUUCCAGGCCAGUGAGGAAACUCUUUGCAUGGUGCUCCUGUUCUGUGAAAGGCUCUUCAUGGACCACGCCCACAGACUGACCACCAGCAAAUCACGAAUGUACCACCACUCCAUAGUCGCAGCUCUGUUGUCUCGGGUCUGGCAUGUGAGGAAACGGGCACAACAGACCAUCAGGAAGUUGUUGUCCUCCCUGGGUGGCUCCAGCCUUGCUCGAGGUCUUCUGGAAGAACUCCACGUGAUAAUCAACAAACACAAAGUUUUACCGCAGGAUGUGCUGGUGUCAGAGACAGGAGAGCUCACAGAGCUGGGCCGCACCUGCAUUCCCCCUCGUGUCCUGCACGAUGCACUUUGUGUGGUUUGCUCUACUGCCAGCCAGUGGGUUGACCCGACUGAAGCUGAAAACCUGGCCAUGGAGACCCUGAUAGUUGCUCAUCAUCCGUCCAUAGUCGAAGCUCGCCACGGUCUCUGGCCUCUUCUGCUCACCUCCAUGAACAUAACACCCGAGGAGUUUAUCGAAAAGAAUCUGGAUUCUAUUAUGUCACAUCUGCUGGAAGUCAACACUGACAAUCAGGCAAUAAAAAAUGCUGUUGGCGCCCUCUCCAGCCUCUCUCCCUCCAAACUGUUACCACGUGUAAUGGGUCACAUCACUGACAGGCUGUCCCAACCAGAUCUGCUUUUGGUCACUCAAGAGGAAUUCGGCAUUAUGCUGACACCUGAGGGAGAACUGUAUGACAAAAGCAUCAUCCAGAGUGCCCAGAAGGAAAACAUGAAGAAAGUCAACAUGAAGCGAGAAAACAAGGCCUACUCAUACAAAGAACAGAUUAUUGAGCUUGAGCUUCAGGAGGAGUUGAAGAAGAAAAAAGGCAUCAAAGAUGAAGUGCAGCUGACCAGCAAACAAAAGGAGAUGGUGCAACUUCAGCUCGAAAACGAGGCUUCUGUUCGCAAAAGGCUUCAAGAGCUGGAUGCGGAGUUGCAAGCUGUGGUGGGUCUGCUGGAGGCAAUUCUGAAAGCGAGACCACCUCAGAUCACCAUGGAGCUCCCUGCUGUCCUUCAGGUCCUAAUUCCUCUGCUGCAUUCUCCUUUGGCUGCUCCCCGGAUCCAGCAGAUGUUUUUGGACAUAGGGUUGUGCCUCAUGCCCAAACACCUACAUUAUCUCGCUGCGUUAGUGGGACAUGUGACUCUACGGUUACUGAAGCCACAGUGUGCUCUGGACAAGGCGUGGGAGCAAGAGGAUUUGUCCACUGCAGUCCAACGCACUGUGCUGCUGGUCCACAGCCACACUGUCCCACAGAGAGAGGACAAAGCUGCUGAUGUGGCUCCUCUGUCAGCUCCAGCUUUCUCUUUUUGCUUCCCGCUCCUUAACGCCAUGCUCAGGGAUUCUUCAGGGGGCACUGACGAGGCAGAGCUCAUCAUGACUCGAGCGCUGCAGAUCAUCAGUGAGCAUGCCCAGCUUCGUGCCAACACAGACGUCACAGACAUGAGUAUUGAUGAGAACGGUCCAGAGCUGCUGCCACGUGUCAGCAUGCUGCUGCUGCUGACCAGAGUGAUUUCUACGGCCACACCGAGGCUGCAGGUGUUGGCGUCUCGGUGCCUGACAGCUCUGUGUGUCAGCGCCGGAGGAGGCGACGGCUGCACUGUGGCCGAGCAGGCUGAGAUCGAUGUCCUGCUCAGCGCCCUCCUGUCGCCCUGCUUUUCUGUGCGAGAUUCUGCACUCAGGGGAUUGUUGGAGAUGGAGUUUGCACUGCCUACAGACAGCACUGAGCCCAGCGGGCUGACUUUGCUUCAGAGACUCUGGGUUGGCAGGUUUGAUGUUGAGGAGGAGGGCCAAGCAUUAGCACAAAAGCUGUGGGAAUCUCUGGGUCUGGAGUUGGUCCCUGAGCUAUGUUCACUGCUGAUCGAAGAUGUCACGCACCAUGAGGAGGUGGUGCGAUCUGCAGCAGCUGAAGCUUUGGCCAGUGCAGUGUCCCAGUACAGAGACCAAUCUGCUGCGGUGCUCAGUCAACUCACUGAGAUCUACCAGCACAAACUCUAUAGAUCGCCUCCUGUGCUUGAUGCCCUCGGCAGAGUUAUCUCUGAAGCGCCACCUGACCAAUGGGAGGCCAGAUGUGGUGUAGCUUUGGCUCUGAACAAGUUGGCGCAGUAUUUGGAUGAAUCUCAGGUUACACCUCUCUUCCUCUUCUUUGUUCCUGAUGCUUUGAACGAUCGUCACGCUGAGGUGCGGCGCUGCAUGUUAGAUGCUGCCCUUUCGACUCUCAAUGCACACGGAAAGGACAAUGUGAGUUCCCUGCUGCCAGUGUUUGAGGAGUUUCUGAAGAACGCCCCCCAGGAUGCCAGCUACGACUCUGUCCGUCAGAGUGUGGUUAUCCUCAUGGGCUCCUUGGCCAAACAUCUGGACAAAAGUGAUCCAAAAGUCAAACCUAUCGUGGCCAAGCUCAUCACUGCACUCUCUACACCUUCACAACAGGUUCAGGAGUCUGUUGCGAGCUGUUUACCGCCGCUGGUCCCUGCGAUCAAGGAGGAUGCUGCAGGAAUCGUCCGGAACCUCCUGCAGCUGCUGCUGGAGAGCGACAAGUAUGCUGAGAGAAAGGGAGCGGCGUACGGAUUGGCCGGUUUAGUUAAGGGCCUUGGAAUCUUGGCACUCAAACAGCAGGACAUCAUGGCCACGCUGACUGAUGCCAUUCAGGACAAGAAAAACUUCAGGAGGAGGGAAGGAGCGCUCUUUGCCUUUGAGAUGCUGUGUAACAUGCUGGGGAAACUGUUCGAGCCCUAUGUUGUGCACGUGCUGCCUCAUCUCCUGCUCUGCUUUGGGGAUGGCAACCAGUACGUCAGAGAGGCUGCAGAUGACUGUGCCAAGGCUGUGAUGAGGAACCUGAGUGCCCACGGAGUGAAGCUGGUCCUUCCCUCCCUGCUGGUUGCCUUGGAGGAAGAGUCCUGGAGGACAAAAGCAGGCUCGGUGGAGUUACUGGGUGCCAUGGCUUACUGUGCGCCCAAACAGCUGUCCUCCUGCCUGCCCAGCAUCGUGCCAAAACUGACAGAGGUGCUGACAGACUCCCAUGUGAAGGUGCAAAAAGCCGGUCAGCAGGCUCUGCGACAGAUCGGCUCCGUUAUCCGCAACCCUGAAAUCCUGGCCAUUACACCAAUCCUGCUCGACGCUCUUACUGAUCCAUCCAGAAAAACUCAGAUGUGCCUCCAGACCCUGCUGGACACGAAGUUUGUCCACUUUAUUGAUGCUCCUUCGCUGGCUCUCAUCAUGCCCAUUGUUCAGAGAGCCUUCCAGGAUCGCUCCACUGACACUCGCAAGAUGGCUGCCCAGAUCAUUGGCAACAUGUACUCACUCACCGAUCAGAAGGACCUUUCUCCAUAUCUGCCCAGUGAUCCUGGAUUGAAGGCCUCACUGUUGGAUCCGGUGCCUGAGGUCAGAACAGUAUCAGCCAAAGCCUUGGGAGCCAUGGUAAAGGGAAUGGGUGAAUCCUGCUUUGACGACCUGCUGCCAUGGCUCAUGGAGACGUUGGCCUCUGAACAGAGCUCUGUCGAUCGAUCUGGAGCUGCCCAAGGUCUGGCUGAGGUGAUGGCUGGACUGGGAGUGGAGAAAUUGGACAAAUUGAUGCCAGAUGUGGUGCAGACAGCCAGUAAAAUAGACAUUGCUUCCCAUGUCAGAGAUGGAUACAUCAUGAUGUUCAUCUACCUUCCUCUCACUUUUGGAGACAAGUUUACACCCUAUGUGGGACCGAUCAUCCCCUGUAUCCUAAAGGCUCUGGCUGACGAGAAUGAGUACGUGCGAGACACUGCGCUACGAGCCGGCCAGCGAAUCAUCAGCAUGUAUGCUGAGACUGCCAUCGCACUGCUGCUUCCAGAACUGGAACAAGGCCUGUUUGAUGAUCUGUGGCGGAUCAGAUUCAGCUCUGUGCAGCUGCUUGGAGAUCUCCUCUUCCAUAUCUCUGGUGUGACAGGAAAGAUGACCACAGAGACAGCCUCGGAGGAUGACAACUUUGGAACAGCUGCAUCUAAUAAAGCCAUUAUUGCAGCUCUUGGCGCUGAACGGCGUAAUCGUGUGCUCUCGGGCCUCUACAUGGGUCGUUCUGACACCCAGCUGGUGGUCCGGCAGGCUUCCCUACACGUCUGGAAAAUUGUUGUGUCAAACACCCCCCGAACUCUACGAGAAAUCCUCCCAACCCUGUUUACCCUGCUGCUCGGCUUCUUGGCCUCCACAUGCCCUGACAAAAGAACGAUUGCUGCCAGGACGUUGGGUGAUCUGGUUAGGAAGCUGGGAGAGAAGAUUCUGCCAGAGAUCAUUCCCAUCUUGGAGGAGGGGCUGCGCUCUGACAAAAGUGAUGAGCGACAAGGCGUCUGCAUCGGUCUCAGCGAGAUCAUGAAGUCCACUAGUAAAGAUGCGGUGCUCGUCUUCUCCGAGUCACUGGUCCCCACUGUGAGGAAAGCUCUCUGUGACCCCCUGGAGGAGGUACGAGAGGCUGCAGCGAAAACCUUCGAGCAGCUUCACGCCACCAUCGGUCACCAGGCCCUGGAUGACAUCCUGCCUAUGCUGCUCAAACAGCUGGAUGAUGAUGAGACAGCAGAGUUUGCGUUGGAUGGCCUGAAGCAGGUCAUGGCCGUGAAGAGUCGCUCGGUGUUGCCUUACUUGGUUCCAAAGCUUACUGCUCCUCCAGCGAACACCCGUGUGCUGGCCUUCCUGUCCGCUGUGGCCGGAGAUGCUCUGACUCGCCACCUAGGGGUCAUCCUGCCGGCCCUGCUCUCCUCACUUAAAGCAAAACUGGGCUCAGAGGAGGAGGCACAGGAGUUGUACAGCUGUCAAACUGUGAUCCUUUCUGUGGAGGACGAAGUGGGUCAGCGCAUCAUCGUGGAGGACCUCCUGGAGGCCACACGAGGUCCUGACCCCGGCCUCCGACAAGCUGCAGUAACCCUCCUCAAUGCGUACUUCGCUCGCACCCGCCUGGACUACAGCGUUCACACACGCACCCUGCUGUCAGGCCUCAUCCAGCUCCUCAACGACCCCAGUCCAGAGGUGCUGUCUCAGAGCUGGGACACCAUCAACUCCAUCACCAAGAAACUGGAUGCUAAUAGCCAGGUGUCGCUCAUUGAUGAUCUCCAUCGAGACAUCAGGUCAGCAGCUGCAGAUGUGAAAGGACAGCACCUGCCCGGUUUCUGUCUUCCCAAGAAGGGUGUGACGUGUAUUCUGCCCGUUCUCAGAGAAGGUAUCCUGGCUGGUACUCCGGAGCAGAAGGAAGAGGCAGCCAAGGCGCUCGGCGGGGUCAUCAAACUGACCUCGCCCGAGGCGCUCCGACCUUCUGUGGUGAACAUCACCGGGCCUCUCAUUCGUAUCCUGGGAGACCGGUUCUCGUGGACAGUGAAAACGGCUCUGCUUGAGACGCUCACCCUGCUGCUGGAGAAGGUCGGCAUUGCCCUGAAGCCCUUCCUGCCGCAGCUUCAGACCACAUUCCUGAAGGCCCUGCAGGACUCGAGCCGUGCGGUCAGGCUGAGGGCCGCUGAGGCGCUGGGACAGCUGGUCUCCAUCCACACCAAGGUUGACCCGCUCUUCACCGAGCAGCUCUCUGCUAUCCGCAACGCAGAGGACUCAGGAAUCCGGGAGACCAUGCUCCAAGCACUAAGGUUUGUCAUUCAGGGGGCCGGGGCUAAGGUGGAUCCAGGCAUUCGCAAGAACAUCAUCACCACAUUACUCGGCAUGCUGGGUCAUGAUGAGGAUGCAACUCGUAUGGCUUCAGCUGGCUGUGUUGGUGAGCUGUGUGCCUUCCUGUCAGACGAGGAGCUGAAGAGUGUCUUACUUCAGCACAUCUUAGCGGACAUGUCUGGCGUGGAUUGGAUGGUGCGUCAUGGUCGUAGUUUGGCCCUCACCAUCGCAGUCAAGUCUGCUCCUGCCAGACUGUGUGAGAAGGAGUACAACAGUACUGUAACAGAAACCAUCCUGGCCAACGCCGCUGCUGAUAGGAUACCCAUAGCAACCAGUGGGAUCAGGGCAAUGGGAUACCUGAUGAGACACGAGCUCCGAUCUGAGAAGGACAGCACCGUUCCGCAGCGCUUUAUCACACAUUUUGUCAAGUGUCUUCAGAAUCAGUCCAGUGACAUCAGACUGGUGUCGGAGCGCGUCCUGUGGUGGGUCUUCAAAGACCUGAGUACCCCCCUGAUGGAGCUCACACUCAUCAAGCCACUGCUUAAGAGUCUGCUCGACAAUACCAAAGACAAGAACACCAGCGUCAGAGCCCAGAGCGAGCACACCAUCGUCAACCUGCUCCGACUUCGCCAGGGAGAGGAAACUAUGCAGAGCAUUGCCACCAUUCUGGACUCAGCAAGUAACGACCUGCUGUCAGAGUGCCACCGCCGAUCCUUAAAGAAAAUUGCCAGCCUUCCAGACUCCAAUGAAGAGAUAGACGACACCAUCCUGACAUGAUGGUGCAGGACUGACACCACAAACACAGACCCGUGCUGCCAACACAUCCAGACCAAACACCAUGACUGGAGUCCCAGCGUUGAUGAGCUUUUGUUCCUUUAAAGUUUUUUGUUUUUGCCACCUAUGCACACAAUGUCCAAAUCUUAUCUUUUGUCCCACAUUGUAGAAGAAGGUGUCCUGCUAGUUGUUCUGUACACAGCUAGAUUUUUCAAAAAGAUCUGAGACCAGUCAUCUUUUCAAAAUUAAAUAUUUGCUGAAUUAUUUUUCCAUGAUUAUUUGCAGCAUGAUUACACACUGAAACAGCAGCGGUAUCAUGUUUGAGUUUGUGUGCGGGUUUUGUCUGCGUUACAUAUGAUUCAGUCAUACGGUUGUAAAAAGGCAAUACAAAAUAAAGACCUUUAUUUCAGAG
Messenger RNA from Thalassophryne amazonica, 8459 nucleotides. RefSeq names its product GCN1 activator of EIF2AK4 (gene gcn1). NCBI's taxonomy places the organism in Eukaryota, Metazoa, Chordata, Actinopteri, Batrachoidiformes, Batrachoididae. Gene Ontology annotation, biological process: regulation of translation; cellular response to amino acid starvation. Gene Ontology annotation, cellular component: cytosol. Gene Ontology annotation, molecular function: protein kinase regulator activity; protein binding. The record is from RefSeq and is a predicted model, not a curated record.